This is a messenger RNA of Frieseomelitta varia, 4807 nucleotides long. RefSeq names its product kinesin-like protein KIF20A. The record is from RefSeq and is a predicted model, not a curated record. The coding region runs from base 195 to 4706 and encodes 1503 amino acids. Gene Ontology annotation, biological process: microtubule-based movement. Gene Ontology annotation, molecular function: plus-end-directed microtubule motor activity; ATP binding; microtubule binding. The transcript has 17 exons. NCBI's taxonomy places the organism in Eukaryota, Metazoa, Arthropoda, Insecta, Hymenoptera, Apidae.
UAAUAAUACGUCCAUGGAAAAUUCUGCCAAUCCGAAGAAAGCAUUCUUCUGACAAAAUUUGAAAAUAAAAUAUUAACCGUUUGCUGUGGAUUUACAAACGUAGUUUCAUAAACGUGGUGUGAAAACAAGAUGCAGUGUAAUGUUUAGUUUAUUUACUAAUAUUUUAUAAGCAGCUAUUAUAGAUCUGCUAAAAAAUGGAGAAUACAUUAGAUUCCGCUAGACAGUCUGAUGCUAGUACUCAGGAUGACAUGUCAUACUUAUUUGGAAGAGAUCCUAGUAUAUUAGCUUAUGGACGGAGAGUCUGUCUUUCAAAAGAAACUAAAAAAAAUUUACUUUCUGUCUACGAAACUGAGGCAGAGACUGAGAGUGAAGAAUGCAAUUAUGCUGUACAAAGUGGUUCUUUGAAUUCAGAAUCAGAAAUUUUACAAACAGUUAAAGUAUACCUACGAAUGAAACCAUUCCCUAAGAAGUUAAAGUUGUCCGAAGAGCAACAAAAUGCAUAUAAAAUUAUCAAUUCAACUACUUUGUUUACAAGAUUGCCUACAUUAGAUAAUAAUACCAGUUGUCUCAAGAGAUCCAAUAGUACAGAUAUUGUGUGUAGAAAAUUUACAUUUACCAAAACUUUUGGACCAGAAACUACUCAGUUACAGUUAUUUGAACAAGCUGUGAAGCAACAAAUGAUAGAGUUUAUAGAUGGACAAAAUUCUACUAUUAUGACUUAUGGUACUACAAAUUCUGGAAAAUCUUAUACGUUACAAGGAACUACAACAUCUCCUGGCAUAAUACCAAGAUGUUUAGAAUUUGUGUUUUCAAAUAUUACACCAAAGUCUAUGCCUUCUUAUAAACCUAUAAAUCACUGUGAUGUUGUUGCUUUGGAUCCUCUUGAACGCGCUCAAGAAUUAGAAAUAAAAACCAAGUUAUUAACACUUUUGUCUGUAGACAAAUAUCAAUAUAUUAAUGCUUAUAUAGAAAUGCAAAAAUUGUUGCAAGAAGAAUCAUCUAUUAGACCUAGUCAGUGCAUUGAUGCACACUAUUCUGUUUGGGUCUCUUUUGCAGAAAUUUACAAUGAAAUUGUGUACGAUCUUUUGUCAAAUGAAACUCAGAAAAAGAGAACACCUCUUAAAUUAGCUACAGACAGUCAAGGGAGGGCAUUUAUUAAAGGCUUAAAGACUGUUUGUGUGAAUUCUGGUUCUGAGGCUUAUCAAGUUUUAAUGGCAGGACAAUAUAACUUGAAAGUAGCUGCAACCGCUUUAAAUGCAAGAAGUUCAAGAUCACACUGUAUAUUCACUAUCAAAUUAUUGAAGUAUUAUGUUGAGAAUGAUCCCAGUUCUGUUGAAGUUAGCACAUUUGCGUUUUGUGAUUUGGCUGGAUCAGAACGAUUAAAAAAAACAUUAAAUAUUGGAGACAGAUUGAAGGAAGCACAAAAUAUUAAUACAAGUCUUCUAGUAUUAGGAAGAUGUUUAAAAACCAUUCAUGAGGGACAAUUAUCAAAACAGAAAAUAGAACAUGUUGGACCAUUCAGAGAAUCAAAAUUGACAAGAUUGUUUCAGAAAGCAUUAUCUGGAAAAGAGCAUAUAGCUUUAAUAGUAAAUAUUAAUCCUAUACCAAAUUUGUACAUAGAAACGCAAAGUGUGCUUAAUUUUUCUGCAAUUGCAAAAAGAAUAAUUAUAGAAAAAGAGAAAACGCAGAAAAAAAUUAAAUCUAGAUUUUCACAAGUAGUUACACAGAGUAUAAGAACAAUAACUGACUGGGAUGCUACAGAGUUAGAGAGUGAUGAUUGGCAAGUUGAUAAUAACUUGGGUUAUAUUCAACUAGAGGAUUAUAAUGAGUUAAUAAGUGAAAAUGAAAGAUUGAAAAAAGAAAUCGUUUCUUUGAAAAGUUCUGCAUUAAGUCGUGAUCUUCAAAUACGUCAAGAAUUGGCUGACACGUAUACAUCUAUGAUGAAAGACCUUGAAGCUGAGUGGAGGAGUAGAAUUAAAAAUGUGGAAGAACAACAAGAAGAUAUAUGUCACUUGUCUGUAAAACAAGUUGAAGAUUUUUAUAAACAGAAACUGGAACAACUUAGUAGUCGGAAAAGGAGACGUUCUUUUAAUGAUUCAGAUGAUAAAAAUAUUGAUGAUUUAGAAAUUGAAAAUUCACAUUUAACAUCGAAAAUUAUGUUCUUAAAAAGUAACAUAAAGGAAUUUAAGGAAACAAAUCAGAACUUAAUAGUCGAAAAAAAUAAACUAACUUUUGAACUUGGUUUGACAAAAGAAGAUCUCAAAAAUAUGAAUAAUUUAUUAAAUGCGGCUCAAAAAGACAUCUGUUCUGAUGAAGCUACAAAACAUUAUAUAGAAGAAUUAAAAUCUCAAUUGUCUACUAAGGAGGAACAGAUUAAGAAACUUAAAAUAUUUUUAAAUGAGGCAAAACAAGAGUAUAUUGAUAUUACAACUCACGGAAGAGAAAAAGAACGUAUAAUUAAUGAGCAGACAGAAGAGUUAUUAGACAAACAAGAAACAAUAGACGACUUAGAAGCAGAACUUGCACAUAUUAACAUAUGUUUAACAGAAGAAACUAAAGCAGUUGAUAUUUUAGAAGAAAAAUUAGAGAAUCAGAACAGAAAGAUGCUAGAUUAUGAAAACAAAGUGCAAAAUAUGCAAGAGCAAAUUAAUAAAAUGGAAAAUGAAAAAUUGUUAUUAUUAGACGAAUUUGAAUUAUUUAGAAAGACAGUUGAUGCUGCAAAAACUACAAAAUCAGACUUAGAAUAUAAAGAUAAUGAAUAUAAGGACGUUAAAGAUGAAGAUCAAAAUAUAUUUAUUGGAGCAGAUUCAUCUUCUGACCUUAAAGUAGAAGUAGUAAUAAUAAAUUCAAAUAAUAAGGAUACACAAACAGAACAUGUAUUUGAUACUCAAAUGGAAGAAAAACUACUUACCAUAGACAAAGAAAAUUCUGCUUUGAAGGAAAAAUUAGUUCGAAGUACAACUGAAAUAAAAAGCUUGAAGCAAGAAUUGGAAUUUGCUAAAGUCAAAUUGAAAGAUAUAUCUGAACAAAUAAGUAAUUUAAAAAUAAAUAAUAUGCAAUCUAAAGAUAAUAUUAACGAUAAUGUGAAACAGGAAGUAACUGUAGAAACAAUAGAGAUAGGUUGCCAAGCGUAUAUAGAAUUUAAUGAUAAUUGUGUACAAACAUCUCAGAACAAUGUAUUCAAUAAAAGUAGUCAGACCAUUGAAAAAAUACAAAAAGAAGAGAUUAAUCAGACAAGUUUUACUGAAGAAACUGAUUACGAUGUCGUAUUAGAUAAAUUAGCAAAAUUGACGGUAAAAUACGAUGAUAUUAAGACACAUUAUGAAGAAAAAUGUCUGUUGUUCGAAGAAAAGAAUCAAGAAGUACUAACUUUAAAAGAAAAACUUAAUGAAGUAAAUACUGCCAAUAAGACUAAUGCAGAAGAAUAUAAACGAUCGAUUGAUUUGCUUCAAAAAGAACUUUCUUUAGUAAAGGAAGAUAAAAUGCAGAUUGAAGAGACAUUAAAAAGUACUGACAAUAUUAAGUUUUCUUUAGAAAUAAAAAUUAGCGAUUACGAACGACGACUUAAUGAAAAUGAACAACAACUGUCUCUUGCUAAAAGUGAUUAUAAUCAGUGUACAGAAAAAUUGAACGCGUUGAAAGCAGGUUUUGAUAGUCAUAUUUCGAAGUGUACAACGGAACAUGAAAAAGCAUUGAAUAACUUACAGAACGAAUUAUCAUAUGCAAUAGAAAAGGACAAUAUCAAAUCGCAGUGUUUGGAUGCUCAGGCUGCUAAAUUACAGCAGCUAGAACAUAAUCUGGAAAAUAUAACUGAGCUUCAGGAAAAGAUUCAUGAAUUAAAUAAGAAUUUAGAAACGUGUCAAAGCGAAAAAGCUCAACUACAAAAAUUAUUGGAUGAGAAUAAUGACAAACUUCUAGAUUUAGAAGAUCGUUUGGAACAAGCGGAGGAAAAAGAGCAAGAAAAAGAUGCUGAAAUAAUUUCCCUUCAAAAAGAAAUGAAAUGUAUGAUACAGAAAAACGAAGAAAUUGACGAUAAAAGUGAUAAAUUAAUGGAACUAGAAAUGAAGAGUACAAUUAAGAAUCUAACAGAGACGAAAGAAAUGCUUUUGCGAAAAGAAGAGUAUAUUGAGCAGUUACAGAUCCGUAUUAAACACAACGAAGAGAAAACCAAAAUAUUGGAUCUUUGUGCUCAAGAGAAAAAAACAGAAAAUGAAAGAUUAAAAAAUAUGAAUGAAGAACUGAAGAAUAGUCUGAUUGAGAAAGAGCGUGAAAUGAAUGCAUUUAUGAAAAACAGAGACGAGAUGGUGGCAAAGUAUGAAAGUUUAGUAAAAAGUCAACAAGAGGAAUUGGAAAAGCAAAAGGUAACAAAGAAUCCUUCAAAAGCAAAAGACUAUUGUGGAAAUACGUCUGAAGACGAAGUCAUUAAGGACCGUCGAUUGAGACGUCCGCCAAGGAAGGUUGCAUCGUCUCCGAAACAGGAUGAAGUUUCAGUAAUCGAGCUUUCUGGUUCUGAAUCGAAACGAAGUGCAAAACGUACUAAUAUACAAGCAUCAUCUCGGGAACCUUCAGAAAAGAAAAAAAAUACCCGUAGAAAAAAACUGUACGUUACAGAUGACGAGUCUUUCCAAGAUAUAGAACCACUUGAGAGUACAACAGCGAUCACGCCAUCGGUACAAACACGUAAUUUAAGAAGUAGACGAAAAUGAUAUGUUGUAAAUAGUUCGCAAUAAUUAAAUAUAAGUUGUGUAUGAACAGUAUUAUAUUUUUUUAAUUUUUGUACUUCAGAUUAAAAUAAUGUAUUUUUUAA